CGUGCUUGGUGUGGCUGAAAUUGAAUUUGAUUUUAAUCAUUAAAUUUAAUUAUUUCAAGUAAAACUUUGAUCGAAAACAUGAAUAAUCAUGGUAAAAAGGUUGAUAAACCUUGCGAGGUCCUAGAGGACGAAGAGGAUGUUUUGGAAAGCUCCGAAAGAGGCAGCAAGAAGCUCAGGAAUCUAGAAUGUGAAUCCGACAUGUCGUCCACUGAUGACGAGAUGGAGAAUGGCCUGCUGCAACUACUGCGCAAAAGAUCGAAGAGCCCGGAGGACAUUUGCAACGAAUUCGUCCAGCUGUCUGUAUCCAAGCCCGAGGCAGCGCUUGUCAAGUUCAUGGAGUUCGUCUUGGAGGCUAGCGAGAGAGACUUUAUAAUACCCGAGGUGAAAAGAAAGCCAUUCAAGACUGGCAUCUUCGUUAACACGGGCAAUGCUAAGAUGGAGCAUAUGCAGCGCUUUCCGCUGGUGGUGCGCUCUUCGCGCUGCUGUGGCAUGGACGCUUCGAGCUUCUUGGAUCAGCUGAUGCACACUCUCAUCAGCACGUCUGUGAUUCUGCAGAGUUCGUUCCUGCGGGACAUGAGUAGCUUUCUGACUGUCGCCUCCGGUUCGGACGUGCUGCCCUUGCGGCGCACGAGCACCCUCGUCGCAUUGAAGAUGAUGACCGCGCUGAACGACAUGAUAGUGCUGCAGGACGAUCGUCUGCACGCACUCUGGCUGAAUCUGUUCGGGGGGGUGUUCCUCAAGCGCAUACGCGAUGUCGCAGAUGACAUCCGAUCGUUGUGCGUGGCCGAGUGCGGCGUGUGGCUGAACAAGUUUCCGCAGAGCUACAUCAGUCGCACGCGCUUACUGCAUCUGUUCGAGGCGUUUGAGGAUUGCUCCACGAAGGUGUGGGAGGCCAGCCUGUACUCGAUUGUUAGGCUGGAGAAGAAGCCGAAGCUGCGUGCGGGCUGCCUUCAGCUGGGCUACAAGUUCCGGAUGAGCCUGCUGAGCCUCAGUCUGGGCUCCGACGCUACCCUGUCCGAAAUGGCGAUUCAGCUGCUCGUGACCUUUCAACGGGUCAUGCCGGAGGUGAUCGACGAUGAAAUGGUCGAGAUAAUCGAGCAGAUGGCCUUUGCCAUAGACCGAAGCGUGGCUCAGGCGGCGGCCCAGCUGCUGCACGUUCGAUUCAAUGAGAGGCCCACCGCAACCUCUCGCAUGCUUGCGCUGGCUAGGCUCUUCAUCAAGUUCUUCGGGCACGAGCGUAUCCCCUACCUGAUCGACGCCUUCUACGGCGUCAGCGACAGUUUGCUCGACUGGUCCACGAUGGUGGAGAUGCUGCUGAGCCCAGAGAACCUGACGUACCAGGAGGUCACCGUCAUCAUUGAGAUCAUGGCCCGUAGUGUCAGACAAGCAGUGACCGGGGAGUUGCCGCCUGGUCGAGAGACCGCCACCUUGAAGAAUCUGCCCCUGGUCGAAGCGGACGAGCAGGUAGCUACCAUCAUAUUGCCGGUCCUGACAACUCUGCUGCGCCAGUACCGCAUGGAGCCCUUGCAAAUGAAGUUCCUGUUGGACCUGCCGCUGCACAUGAACUGCUCGAACGCGCAGGCCGAGGAGUUGCUCAAUCAGAUCAAGUUGCUUAUUUUGAAGCACACCGACUUAGAGGUGAUGCAGCACUGUGCCGAGACGCUGCUCCAUCUGUUCCCGAAGUACGAGGAGGUCUCCGUCAACAUCCGCAAGGAGCUGAUGGAGCGAGCUGCGAUCAGCUACUUGGAAGCGGACAGCGCCUGGCGGCUCUCAGUCAAGAAAAUGCAAAAGUCGCGCCUCAACGUGUGCAGCAAGCGUCUGCUCAUCGCGCUGCGUGUCGUCUCGGCGGUCUACGAGUGCUUCAAUCUGUGCGAAUUCCAGGUGAAGAACUCCGUGCAGGUGAGUCUGAAGCGGGCCGUCAAAGGUAAUGACGUGCCGGAGGCGACGUUCAGCGAUGAGGCGGUGGGUCUUUGCCUAGAAAUAUGCUACGUAGCCGUCUGCUGGGAUCUGAAGCGUAUCCAGGAGGCGGCCAGUGCCGACAACCAGGUGGAUGACGAAUGCCUGGCCCUGGCCGAGCAGCUGGACAUCUUUUUCCUGGCCGCUUUGCACAUCAUCGAGCAUUCCAGCGAGGAGAAAAUCCGCUGUCAGGCCUUCGUCUCCAUGUGUGAUCUGCUGGUGCUGUUCUCGGACAAUCUGCCCCACAGCGGCAACCCUGCCCUGUGCUCGCUGCAGUACAAGCCGUCCGUCCAUGAGCUGAGGACCCUGGAAGACUUUGCGAUCCGCUACGCCUUCAGUGAGGCCGCGGAAGCCGAGCUGACCAGUGCGAAAGAAAGCGAUCUGACCGUGCUGCUGCACAGCAAACGCCGUGUCCUGGCCGGCUUCUGCAAGUUGUGCUUCAACAGCGUUGUGCCCAUGCUGCGUACCGCCAGUGUACUCCAGUACUAUGAGGAGUUCCAUCCGUUCUACGCGGAUCUUCUGCUUUCCACCAUGGAGCGUUGCAUGUUCAUCAACUUAACUGAGUUCGGCAUGACGCUGAUGCAGAGCCUCCUGCUGAUGUAUAAGCGCAUCCUGGCUGAUUAUGACAGCACCGUCAAGGCAGGCAACUCCCUUCAGUUUGGCAAGCUGCUCAGCAUGACCAGAAAGUUCGGUCAUCUGCUCAGCAGCGAUGUCGUCAAGACCCGCCCGGCUGUGCUCAUUUUGCACCGUGCCGGCAUACGCUACGCCACGGACGGUGCCGUCGACGACUCGAAAGCGCCCGAGAAUCUGCUCUACCUGAAGGUCCUACGCCAGCUCGUGCCCCUAUUGCUGGACGAAGACAUUAGGGAGCUGGCCAGAGAUCUGGACAGCACCAUCAAAGGCGAACAGCCGAGCACCUGCCCCGAGUGGGAGCCACUGCACUUCUAUCGCAAAUCCCUGGUAGAUGAGCACGCUCGGAACCGCUACUAACGCCGCCAACUAUCGUCGCCUUAACACAACAAAUUGCAUGAAGCAAAUUCACAUCAUUUAAUCAAACAAACUUUAUAUCC
Drosophila arizonae is the source of this 3026-nucleotide messenger RNA. RefSeq names its product cohesin subunit SA-2-like. NCBI's taxonomy places the organism in Eukaryota, Metazoa, Arthropoda, Insecta, Diptera, Drosophilidae. Gene Ontology annotation, cellular component: cohesin complex; chromatin; nucleus. Gene Ontology annotation, biological process: sister chromatid cohesion. Gene Ontology annotation, molecular function: chromatin binding. The record is from RefSeq and is a predicted model, not a curated record.